AUUAUGGUGAGCGCAUUUUAUGACGGUCCCUUUAAACCGGCUGCUCCUCAAACAUGGCCGACAGUUGACAGGGGACGCUCGGGACUUUUCCCCUUAGCUUUCUUUUCUGACAAGUUCCGUAAAAGUUUUAAAGGCGACUCUCUAUCCGUAGUUAGCGAUUAACAUGAGGGUAGCCGUUGCGAACUUGGCAACACUGUAGAAAAAUGGUUUAGUUUUAUUUUUUUUGUCAUUCGCGUUUAAAAUGUACAGUUCGACGCCGGACAACGGUCUGAUGCGCUCUGAGGAAUGUUCUGGCAGCGCUAGCAACCUGUUGGUCCACCGGAACCUCAGUUCUGUCCGGAGACACCAGGUUGAGAGCAGCAUUAGCUUGUUAAGUUUGACGAGCGAAGAGGACGAAGACGUCCAGUUUGACACUUCAGAUUCGGAGAGUAACUGUGAACUCCUGAUGGCUGGCAGACAUUACCCAUCCAUCCAAGAGUUUGCCUCAGCGAUCCCCAAUCACCUUCUCCUCGGCUCGCUGCUGGAACACCUGUGCUGCGUCUACGAGAGCAAUCCGGCGCGCUCGCGGAUGCUGUUCAAAUUGAUCGGCCAGCGUUUGGCAGCCUUGAAUCUUCUGUCACCUUUGGCUAUCAGUGAUGAAUUCAGCACCAUUAGACUCCAGCACAACCGAGCGUUCACUGAGCUACUUAACGCCGCUAGCACCUCGCUCUAUCCACAGGGCCAACAAUGUCUUGGCACAAAUCCACAUAACCCAGCUGUAAGGCCAAAGGAGGGGCUGUUUCAAGCCCAGACUUCACGCUAUCUUAGUGAGUUUGAAGAAAUAUGUCGGCUUGGAAAAGGAUCAUACGGAAAUGUUUUUAAGGUUGUGAACAAACUAGAUGGCCAGAGUUAUGCUGUGAAGAAAAUUCUCAUCAAAAGAGUCUCCAAAGAGGACUGCAUGAAGGUCCUUAGAGAAGUCAAAGUGUUAUCCAGCUUGCAGCAUGUAAACAUCGUGGGCUAUCACACUGCAUGGAUGGAACAUGUUCAGCCAGCCGUCCAUCCUGAGUCCCACCUUCCUGCUCUGGAAUCUCCUGGACAAAAAGAUGGUUUCGAUGACAGCCUUGACAACAGUAGCAGCAGCAGCUCUUCUAUAGUUUUCCAAAGUCAAGGAGAGACUAGUGCUACUUCCAGUGCUAAAGUACCUCCAACAAAGAGCCAGCCAAUCAGAGCUUUAGUCUCAGCCCAGGACCACCAGGUGGUGUGUCCCAAGACAGUGCGCCGCCUCCCGGAGAAUUACGUUCCCUGUGUGUUCCUGGGACAGGGGGAGCCCAGGAAUGGCUCCAAGUGUCCUGCCAUGGGUUGGGAUCAGUCGGCCAUGUUGGACGAGGACUCGAGCAGGGGCAGCGUUGAGCUGAACAACAACUCCUGUGUUGACAAGGACCAUCAGCAGUGGGCUGAGAUCCACACCAGAAGAUCCUCUAAAGAUGUUCAGUUCCACCUGAUGCUGUACAUCCAGAUGCAGUUGUGUGAGCGCUCACUAAAGGACUGGAUUUCUGACAGGAACUCCAGGCCACAAGAGGAACACAUUCCGAGAUCUCCUUAUGACUGUGUUGAUGCUGAACUCACACUGAACCUGCUGAGGAACAUUCUUCAAGGGGUCGAAUACAUUCACUCCAGAGGAAUAAUGCACCGAGACUUGAAGCCCAGAAACAUUUUCCUCCACGGUCAUGAAUGUCAUGUUCGGAUCGGAGACUUUGGGUUGGCAUGCAGGGAUAUGAUAGUAGAUGACCAUAAAAGAACAAUUUCUCCUGGUGAUGGUUCCGCCCAUACAUCAGGUGUCGGCACUUUUGUGUACGCUGCACCAGAACAACUGAAAGGCUCUCAUUAUGAUUCAAAGUCAGACAUGUACAGCAUUGGGGUUUUGGCCCUGGAGCUGUUCCAUCCGUUUGGGACAGAGAUGGAGCGGGUCCGGACCCUCGGGGAUCUGAGAGAAGGGAAAAUUCCAGACUCCUUCUGCCACAGAUGGCCAGUUCUGACUAAAUACAUUGUAAACCUGACGAGCAAAGACCCCAGCCUUCGGCCAGCAGCCAGCCAGCUGCUAGAGAGUGAACUGUUCCACAAUAAAGACAUGGUAGUCAUCCACGGUUUACAGAAAAGAGUGGAAGAGCAGGAGGAGGAGAUCAUGCAGCUGAGGAGACAGAUCAGUCAGCUUCAGAACUCAAAAGUCACUGUUGGCUUCACUGAACUGGACAAAACCUGAACCUCAAAAGCAUCAACAGAUUGUCUGAACUUAAUUUAUUGAGCCCCUAAUUUACUUGGUUUGACUUGAUACAAAUGCCUGCAUGUGUGAACAUUUAAGUGUCUUGUCCUAGAGAUGGUAGUGUUCUAUUUCUCUCUCUCUUUUUAAACAUUUGUUUUAUCCAGCUGCUAAAUAAACCAUCUCAUGUAUUUC
Poeciliopsis prolifica (blackstripe livebearer) is the source of this 2431-nucleotide messenger RNA. It is a transcript of the gene eif2ak1, whose product is annotated as eukaryotic translation initiation factor 2-alpha kinase 1. The transcript is spliced from 15 exons. Lineage: Eukaryota; Metazoa; Chordata; Actinopteri; Cyprinodontiformes; Poeciliidae. The record is from RefSeq and is a predicted model, not a curated record. Gene Ontology annotation, molecular function: protein kinase activity; ATP binding. The coding region runs from base 242 to 2239 and encodes 665 amino acids. Gene Ontology annotation, biological process: protein phosphorylation.